UGCCAUCGCCGAUUCCCCUCUCGGCGAGCCUCCGCGAACUCAGUAUUUUCGUGUGCGAACCCAAUCCCUUCGUCCACAGCUCCAGCUCGGUCUCUUCGAUUAGGCUCGAUCAAUAACUACCAUGGCCGGCGCUCUUCGACGUACAAGUAGUGAGGGGCUCUUUCUCUCUCUCGUUGGCGCGGUUUGCUGCUGCGCGUCGUCCGACGCCGCAAAUGCUUCUUUGAAGCAUCGUCCUUGCUUGGCAUUGGUCUGUCGAAGACAGCAACCCCCCAGACACAGUGCAAUGCAGACGGCAGCAGAGAAACUAGUGGUGCCCAGCCGCCAACCGGGGAGAGGAACCCAAUGGACCCUUGUCCAUCACCUCCCUGCAAUCAGAUCCCGGGCCUCAGCUGAAUGCACGCCUGCGGGGGCUUCCCGAAGGACAACGGCAGAGUGUGAAGGACAUUCCCGGCGAUGCGACACAGUCCCGAUGUGCGGUUCUCGAGAGACGGUACACAACAGUCAGACGGAUCUCGUCGACCAUCAGACCCGGGCAGCCCUUCACACACGCCUCGAGGUUCUGGGGGCGGCGGGCGCCAUCGAAGAUCGCCCAAGCCCUAUCCAGGAAGGGCAAGGUAAGCAGAUUAAGCGGGCGGGAGGCGCAAAUGGCCCAUGCGCCGCGCGCGGAGGUGCGCAAAUGCCAGCGCCAUGGGAUAGGCAGGCUGUCAUUGUCAAUGCAAUGCACGCGAACGGGUCGGGAACAAGCCUACAUAUCCCGUGCUUAGUGCUGUGGUAUUUGGCCACUCGCCGCUUCAACAAAUAUAACACAAGUGGUAUUAUUAACGACGGGAAGACACCGUGUUGAUCUCUGCCACGAUAUCUUACGGGGAACAAAAAUGUCAAACCUCAAAGUUGCGGAGGAGGACUGAUAGGCGAAC
Messenger RNA from Chaetomium fimeti, 917 nucleotides. RefSeq lists its product as uncharacterized. The record is from RefSeq and is a predicted model, not a curated record. The transcript has a single exon. Bases 122 to 844 code for a protein of 240 amino acids. NCBI's taxonomy places the organism in Eukaryota, Fungi, Ascomycota, Sordariomycetes, Sordariales, Chaetomiaceae.